UGACGUACAAGGCAUUAACAUCAAAAUUCAAAACGAGAUACCGGGCGAAGCAACAACAUACAAAUCGAUCGACACGGUAAUGAAUGAAGAAGAGAUUGUGAAUUAUCCCACCGAAUUCCUCAACUCGCUUGAUUUGCCAGGAGUACCACCGCAUGAUUUGACCUUGAAAUUGGGAGUACCCAUCAUUCUACUCCGGAACAUAAAUCCACCGCGGUUGUGUAAUGGAACACGACUCUCGGUGCAAAGUUUGAUGAAGAACGUUAUCCGAGCAAUGAUUAUAUGCGGAAAAUUCGAAGGGGAAAUUGUUUACCUGCCGCGUAUACCCAUUAUACCGACCGACAUGCCGUUCGAAUUCAAACGCUUGCAAUUCCCUGUACGGCUCGCUUUUGCGAUGACAAUCAACAAAGCACAAGGUCAAUCCCUUAAAGUAUGCGGUCUAAAUUUGAAGAAUCCAUGCUUUUCGCACGGGCAACUAUACGUAGCAUGUUCACGCGUCGGGAGCCCAUCGAAUUUAUACGUGUACGCACCAGAAAAUGCGACGAAAAACAUAGUUUAUCCCCAGGUCCUCGAAUAA
Messenger RNA from Galendromus occidentalis (western predatory mite), 574 nucleotides. Its product is annotated as ATP-dependent DNA helicase pif1-like. The transcript has a single exon. Lineage: Eukaryota; Metazoa; Arthropoda; Arachnida; Mesostigmata; Phytoseiidae. The record is from RefSeq and is a predicted model, not a curated record. The annotation marks the transcript as partial.